GGGCAGCCGCUGCAGAGGCAGAACUCCGCAACUGCGAAGUGCUCCGGCCGGCUCCGCAUCUUCAGCCCGGGAAGUAUAACCAAUGUGAAACAUGUUGCAGAAGCAUUCAAAAAGUGGCUGAAGAGGGAAGGAAAAAAGUGCCACUGCCUAUCACAAAACAAAACAAAACAUGGGAAAUACAACCACCAAAUUCCGUAAAGCACUCAUCAAUGGUGAUGAAACCCUGGCCUGCCAAAUAUAUGAAAACAACCCUCAGCUAAAAGAAUCCCUUGAUCCAAACACAUCGUAUGGGGAGCCCUACCAGCACAACACUCCAUUACAUUAUGCUGCUAGACAUGGAAUGAAUAGAAUCUUAGGGACUUUUCUUUUCGGUAGAGAUGGAAAUCCAAAUAAACGGAAUGUGCACAAUGAGACAUCUAUGCAUUUGCUGUGUAUGGGACCUCAAAUUAUGAUUUCUGAAGGAGCCUUUCAUCCUCGCAUAGCACGUCCCGCUGAAGAUGAUUACAGAAGAGCAGAUUGUCUGCAGAUGAUUUUAAGAUGGAAAGGAGCAAAACUUGACCAAGGCGAAUAUGAGAGAGCAGCUAUUGAUGCUGUUGAUAAUAAAAAAAAUACACCCCUGCACUAUGCUGCUGCCUCAGGGAUGAGAACCUGUGUAGAGCUUCUAGUAAAACACGGAGGAGACCUGUUUGCUGAGAACGAAAAUAAGGAUACUCCUUGUGACUGUGCAGAAAAGCAACACCACAAAGAUUUGGCUCUCAAUCUGGAAUCUCAAAUGGUAUUUUCACGGGAUCCAGAAGCUGAAGAAAUAGAAGCUGAAUAUGCUGCAUUAGACAAACGAGAGCCACAUGAAGGAUUAAGGCCUCAGGAUCUUCGCAGAUUGAAAGAUAUGCUUAUUGUGGAAACUGCAGACAUGCUUCAGGCUCCACUAUUUACUGCUGAAGCUUUACUUCGAGCUCAUGACUGGGACAGGGAGAAAUUACUUGAAGCUUGGAUGUCCAACCCAGAGAACUGCUGCCAACGAUCAGGUGUUCAAAUGCCAACUCCACCACCAAGUGGGUAUAAUGCCUGGGACACACUCCCUUCUCCGAGAACUCCAAGGACUACACGCUCUUCUGUAACCUCUCCAGAUGAAAUCAGUUUAUCUCCUGGAGAUUUGGACACAAGUUUGUGUGAUAUUUGCAUGUGCAGUAUUUCUGUAUUUGAAGACCCCGUGGAUAUGCCCUGUGGACAUGACUUUUGUAGAGGAUGUUGGGAAUCGUUUUUGAAUCUGAAAAUUCAAGAAGGUGAAGCUCACAACAUUUUCUGCCCUGCAUAUGACUGCUUCCAACUUGUGCCUGUAGAUAUCAUAGAAAGUGUUGUUUCUAAAGAGAUGGAUAAACGAUACUUACAGUUUGAUAUUAAGGCUUUUGUUGAAAAUAAUCCUGCCAUUAAAUGGUGUCCUACUCCGGGCUGUGAAAGAGCAGUCAGACUAACAAAACAAGGGUCAAAUACAUCUGGAUCUGAUGCACUCAGCUUUCCAUUGCUGAGAGCACCUGCUGUGGAUUGUGGGAAGGGACACCUCUUCUGUUGGGAGUGCCUUGGUGAAGCACAUGAGCCUUGUGAUUGCCAAACAUGGAAAAAUUGGCUACAGAAAGUAACUGAAAUGAAACCAGAAGAACUUGUGGGAGUUAGUGAAGCUUAUGAGGAUGCUGCCAAUUGUCUCUGGUUGUUAACUAACUCCAAGCCUUGUGCAAACUGUAAGUCUCCAAUACAGAAGAAUGAGGGCUGCAAUCAUAUGCAGUGUGCUAAGUGCAAGUAUGACUUUUGCUGGAUUUGCCUAGAAGAAUGGAAAAAGCACAGCUCUUCCACCGGAGGUUAUUACAGAUGUACUCGCUAUGAAGUGAUUCAGCAUGUGGAGGAGCAAUCUAAGGAAAUGACUGUGGAGGCUGAGAAAAAACACAAGCGAUUUCAGGAACUGGACAGAUUUAUGCACUACUACACAAGAUUUAAAAACCACGAGCAUAGCUAUCAGUUAGAACAGCGCCUUCUUAAAACAGCCAAAGAAAAGAUGGAGCAGUUGAGUAAAGCUCUCAAAGAAACUGAAGGAGGCUGUCCAGAUACCACAUUCAUUGAAGAUGCAGUUCAUGUGCUCUUAAAAACUCGACGCAUUCUCAAGUGUUCUUAUCCAUAUGGAUUUUUCUUAGAACCUAAAAGCACAAAGAAAGAAAUAUUUGAACUCAUGCAAACAGACCUAGAAAUGGUCACAGAAGACCUUGCUCAGAAAGUCAACAGGCCUUACCUUCGCACACCCCGCCACAAAAUAAUCAAGGCGGCAUGCCUUGUGCAGCAGAAGAGGCAAGAGUUCCUGGCCUCCGUGGCCCGGGGGGUUGCUCCUGCAGACUCACCUGAAGUUCCAAGGCGCAGGUAACAGGGAUGAUGAACACUGUGGGAUUAUGAACAUCUUGAAUAUGCUGAAUUUCAGUAUCGGAGGAGGCACCGGCAGCAGCGCCGCCGUGGAGACGUGCACAGUCUGCUCAGCGGCCCGCCGGACCCUGAGGAACCAAGUGAUCACACUUUAGAUACCCCUGAGGGUGGCAUCGGCCGCAGAGCCAGCGCCUCCGUGGUCAGUUCUGCGUCCAUGAGCAUGCUGCACAGCUCUUCCCUGCGUGACCGCACCCCUGCCAGUCGCUCCGAACACCAGGAUUCUCUGCAGGCUCUGAGUUCUUUGGAUGAAGAUGAUCCCAAUAUACUUCUCGCAAUACAGUUAUCACUCCAAGAGUCUGGACUGGCGAUCGACGAUGAAACUAGAGACUUCCUCAGUAAUGAAGCAUCCUUAGGAGCUAUCGGCACUUCUUUACCAUCCAGAUUGGACUCGGUCCCCAGGAAUACAGAUAGCCCUCGGACUGCAUUGAGCAGCUCAGAGCUGUUGGAACUUGGUGACAGCCUCAUGAGACUAGGAGCAGAAAGUGACCCAUUUUCAACUGACACCCUUAGUUCACACCCGCUCAGUGAGGCAAGAAGUGAUUGCUACCCCUCGUCCAGUGAUGCUGACUCCGCUGGCCAGGACAACAACAUGAAUGACAAUCUUCUUGGUAAUAUCAUGGCUUGGUUUCAUGACAUGAACCCUCAGAGUAUUGCCCUGAUUCCUCCAGCAGUCACAGAAAGCAGUGCCAAUUCCCAGCACCCCUGUGUCAAGGAUGGGUCAGAAGGCAUGAGGGAUGUGGAAAUGUUGCCACCAGAAGAGUCCGUAUUUGAAGAUGCUGUUAUAAGUGAAGGCAAAGGGGACCAGAUAGAAGAAGAAAAUCUUUUGGAAGAAAAUAUCCUGACUGGGGAAGCAGCGUCUCAAGCUGGCAACAGUGGCAACGAGGCAGCCGACAAGGGGGAUGGUUCAGACGUUUCCAGUCAGACACCUCAGACCUCAGGUGACUGGCUUGAACAAGGACAUUUAGUGUGAACUGCACAACUUUGGGUUCUAGAUGAAUUUCAGGUACAGGCAGUAUACUAGGUGGAAUAUGUUCUAUGAAGACUUUGAUCUGCUUAAUUUCAACUAAAUUAGAAACCACUGACAUUAGGAUUCAAUAUAAAGGAGUUCCUUUGAAUGGUAGCUUCAUUUUAAUUUUUGACCUUACAGGGGAUUUCUUUUAUAUUUAAUUGGAUAGGUUUCCCCCUUACUUUUGCUGACAAAAAGUGCAAGAGAAAAAGGGGAACACAAAUGGCAUAAAUAGGUUACAUGCCCUAUGCUGAGAAAAUUUGCUUCUCUACUUAGCUUAAGAUUGGCAGUAGUCAAGUUGAAUGUUUAAAUUACAGGCUUAUUCCCUAAUCCUUGGGUGGUUUUCCCUUUAAAAAAAGUUUUCUUUAUUCCAGGAGUUCACAUUAACAGUCCUAAUAACAUUUAGUUCCUCAGUCUCUGUGCUCUUCCAUAACUUUCCUUUUUGUCCGAGAAGUGUGGCUACUUCUCUUUAGUGCGGCAUCCACCACCGUGUAAUAAUUUUUAACUGUCCUUUGAAUCCAACAUUUAUUUUCCUGUCUUAUUUACAGUCCAUAUGUGCCAAACUCUGACUAGUGCGCUAACAAGUGUGCGCAGGUGUGCAGUGUUAAAGAGUGCUCCAAAGCAGUUUCGCCAUUCUCGGAAGUAAGCGGUGCCACUUGCUAGCAAUGAUAUUUCAAAAUUUAAUGGGCUUUUGUUGCCCUGGAGACUGCAUUUAAAUAAAUGUAGCCUGUAGCUUAAGUUAACUAAACCUAAUGCUGCUGUUAAAAACAGUUUAUUUUAAUAUUAAAACAGUUGAUUAGCAACAGCGGUGCUGUAUUUAAAGAGACACUUUAUUGGAAGUGCAAUCAUAGUUCCUUGUUUUCACAAUUUUACAGUGCAUUCUAAUUACUAUUGGGUGCAAUUACUUUUAAUGGUGUUUUAUAAAAUAGAAAAAAAGUGGAGUUUUCAUGAGUUAUAGUAAAUCCCACACUUACGUUAAAAAUUCCAUCAAACAUCUUGCGCAACAUGUUACUGUGCCUUUGCCUAACCUAAAUGGAUAGUUGCCAGUUAAAUAAGUGAGUAAUUCAAAUUUCAAUGUCUCUUCUGAAGUAACUAUGCUAUGAAUUGCAAAGACCUCCAUAAAACCACCCAUGGCCUUGCCUUUACAGUAAAUAUAACAACUAAAUGUUCACUUGAUUUGUUUGCCUAAAUAGCAAAUGCUGAGAUGUUUGUUCCAUUGCACAAUACUCAUUUGCUGUGUGAUUACUGUUAAGUGUUUUUUAAAAAAAACAACUUCCUAGUUGUCAGUGUCUUACUGUGAAGAAAAUACUGGUCUUAGUUGUAAUUAAGAUAAAAUGGUACAGUGUGUAAUUAAAACUAGAGUGAACUGUUGGAAUGGCUGUUUUACUUACAUAUUAUCAAAACUAGCAUAACUCAUAAGCAAAAUAGAUACAUAACACUCCAUUUAAUGUUUUACCAGAUUGUUAACAGAAAUCUACAUACACCAAAAUUUUAGUACUGAGUUUGUACAGGCAAGUCCUGAUCUGGGUCAAAGGCUGUAUUAGUAUUGAUGAUACCCACUUGAAUCGUGAUUAUGGUUUCUGAUCACUUUUUAUUUUUCAAACCCCAUUUUGAAAUAUUCUUGUACUUUAAAUUCAUAUGGCUCAGACAUUCUACUAGAGUGUUUAAUAUUUCCCAGUUCUCUUAAGAGAAAUUGUAUAGGCGCUGUUCCUCCAUUAUGGGUAUCACAAGUCCACUCCCAUUUUUAUCUCCCCAGUUAUCACAGGCAUUGUUCCCAAUUCCUAUUAAAGCUAGUUGGGGGAAUUAAUGUUAUCUACAGUGUAUUACUGUAUUAACGGAAAUAGUCGAUUCAAGCAUUUUUUGUUACAAAUUUAUUUUGCAUUAAAAAUACCAACACCACUAAGUGUUUAGACCCAGUUGUAACUUUUCGAUUGGAAGAGUGGGAGUCACCCAUUGGGACAGCUUGUGUAGCUGCAGGGAGGUGGGAAGCAUGCUCUGGGUCAAGCUGGGGGGUUCAGGCUGCCUAGCACUGAUGCAGUACCCUUUGUUUCUGUGCCCUUCUUUCCUGAGCAUGGACAUGAUCAUUAUCCAGUGUGUAUUCCCUUGGUACAUAUUUUAAAGACAAUGUAGUCACUGACUUUACAAUUCAGAAAUAAAGUUUGGCAAAGCCUAUUUUGUAAACAAGUUAAUUUUAUAAUGUAAAAGAAAAAGAAAAUAUACUCUAACCUUGACUUGUUAUUUGCACUUUCAUAGUCUAUACUUGAUACAUUCCCACUUUAUAUGCAGUAGGAUUCUACAACCGUGUAGAUGUUUGGCCAAAUGAAUGCUGUUAAUAAUAUGUAAAAAUUUUUGAUUAAACAUUUAUUACUUAAACUA
This is a messenger RNA of Echinops telfairi (small Madagascar hedgehog), 5845 nucleotides long. It is a transcript of the gene ANKIB1, whose product is annotated as ankyrin repeat and IBR domain containing 1. The record is from RefSeq and is a predicted model, not a curated record. Gene Ontology annotation, cellular component: ubiquitin ligase complex; cytoplasm. Gene Ontology annotation, biological process: positive regulation of proteasomal ubiquitin-dependent protein catabolic process; protein polyubiquitination; ubiquitin-dependent protein catabolic process. The transcript has 20 exons. NCBI's taxonomy places the organism in Eukaryota, Metazoa, Chordata, Mammalia, Afrosoricida, Tenrecidae. Gene Ontology annotation, molecular function: ubiquitin protein ligase activity; zinc ion binding; ubiquitin conjugating enzyme binding.